GGAGUUUUUAUGAAGAGUAGCCCAAAUAAGGGAGGGUAUACCAAGCCCUAAACAAGGUUCCCAGUUGAAUAUUGUCUGCAAGAAAGAUUCAAGUCUUGUUUGGUGGAAGGAAGGGUAAACUAGGAGGAAAGGGUAGGAAGGAACAGAAAGCACAACAAUGGAGGGUGGCAACAGCAACAACAACCCUGAGGACCUGGCGGUAGGGUGUUUGCUGUCGAUCAGGACAACGUUGGGCGACGAAUUCGAAGGUCAGGUUGUGACCUUCGAUCGACCCUCCAACAUCCUUGUACUCCAGGAACCUUCCAAACAUGGCCCUCGUCGGAACAUUAGGUUGCUCAAGGCUAAUUACAUCAAAGAGUUCACCUUUCUUGGCCAGGCCGAAGACCCACUUGAUCCUUCCAACUGCUUUCUUGACCUCACCGCUCUCCAAGCUAGGGAAGAAAUUGCUAUCAGACAAGCAGAGGCUGAUGCUGAGAGGAUUGGGGUUGGGGUUACCAGCGAGGCGCAGAGCAUCUUCGAUGCUUUGUCCAAAACGCUUCCAGUCCGCUGGGACAAGACAGUCAUAGUUGUGAUGAAUGACGUCCGCGUCAGCAGUCCUUAUCAUCCUGAUUCUGUUGUUGGAGGUACUCCUGCUGCAAAUGAGCGAGUGAAGAAAGUGCUUGAGUUUGAGAGGAAGAGGUUGCAACUUCGCAGUUCUGGUGGUCAGUAAAGCUUCAUAUUUGCAUCCUUUUACGGUCAGGAAAGCGCCACCCAGGAGUAAACAUGAUGGGUAUGUUGCUUUUAACAAACCCUAUACAAGAGGGUUUUCCAAGGCAUAUUCCUGACUUCAGAUAUCUUUUGAUUAUCUGUCUUGAGCUCUCAAGUUCUGUCUUGCUUAUGGAGUUCAUUUGAGGUACUUGCUCCAGAUUCUUCUUAGGAGUGAAUGCUGAAGCAUAUGAUGUAUGGUGUGUUACACUUGGAAACCGAACAGGUGACUGGGUUUAUAUAAUUUGUCAGUUUGCUGUUGGGAAGUUUAACCAAUUACAACGGGCUAACAUGAACUCAAAAUGACUUUAAUUUGUUCCUUGUCUAAUAAUGCAAAUGCUUCGGAUAAAUGAAGCUGAUAUACCUACCUGAAGCUUUCUAAUUUUUUUUAUUUCUUGUUUCUAAAUAUUUAUGUGGUAUUAUUUGUUUACUUA
Messenger RNA from Vigna angularis (adzuki bean), 1178 nucleotides. RefSeq lists its product as uncharacterized. The transcript is spliced from 4 exons. Bases 158 to 709 code for a protein of 183 amino acids. The record is from RefSeq and is a predicted model, not a curated record. Lineage: Eukaryota; Viridiplantae; Streptophyta; Magnoliopsida; Fabales; Fabaceae.